AUGUCCGAAAGAAUCGAGGUUUUCCAUCCAAUUCUGGCAGCCAAGCUCGAAAAAGAUGCUUUCGAGGUGGCAGGAUGGGGCGUGCUCAGCGCCGUCCUGUUUGGCGUAUUAACCAUCUGGUUCUUCGCGAUUGGCGACAGGAUGCCCAAGUUGCCCAUUGCCAUGCAGGAAGAGGUGCCAAAUCGGAAGAAAAGAAUUGACAUCUUCAUCAAGGAUACUCGAAGGCUACUCAUUGAUAGCUACAAAAAGUUCCAAGAUCAGGUAUUUGGGAUCACAACCACAGAAGGGACCAAUAUCAUGAUUCCUCUAGAACUGCUACAAGGCCUAGGAAGUCAAAAGUCUUUGAGUUUCUCGGCCUUCCUCGAAGAAGAAUUCAGCAUGAAAAAAUACACCAAAGUAGGCAAUCUUGAUGAAAUUCAAAUCAGCAUUGUGAACAAAAAGCUUAACCCAACUCUUCCCCAAUAUAUUCCCGUUAUCCAGGAGUUGAUCCGCAGACACUGGCCGCUGGAGGACUAUGAUAUUUCUCGCAUCUCAGCCCGAAUCUUCCACAGCGCCGCCUCCGCCGAAAACGAUCACUGGUUAGACAUCGCCACCGAACACGUGCAUUCUACCGUCGUGUGGACCGAGAAUCUCAAGAAGUGGCCUGCCGUACUCCGACCCCUCGUCCACCGCUUUGUCGAAGGACGAGGGUACAUGAUGCAGCGGUUCGAAGAAGGCAAGGCUGUGGUCGCUCAAACCCUGCAAGAGAAAAAAGAAAAUAGAGGCAAGCCUCUGAACAACCCUCAGACACUUUUGGACUAUCUCUACGAGGGUCCACUUGGUCCUGAUGAUGUUGAGGCGCAUACCAUUGCCCAGAUCAACUUGUGUGUGGCUGCCAUUCAGUCCAUGGCUGCAACAGUGACCCAGUGUCUUAUGGAUCUUGCAACACAUCCAGAAUAUGUACCUGAACUUUUGGAAGAGAUAAAAACCGCCAUGGAGAAGAACGGAGGCGUUGUUGACAAACGAGUGUUGACGGAGACGUGGAAGCUGGACAGCUUCAUCAAGGAGACUCAACGGUUGAACCCUCCGGAUCUAACAAGUUUCCAACGAAAAGCCCUCUCGGACAUGACCCUGUCUAACGGGCUGCGCAUCCCCAAAGGCGCCCGCAUCGUGCUUCCGACAGCAGCCAUCAACAUGGAUCGGGAGUUCUUCCAGGAUCCUGAGAACUUUGACGGCUUCCGGUACUACAGACUCCGAACCGCGACCGAAGAGGCCCGGAACACCAACCAGAUGGUAACAGUCGGCAAGAAGGAUCUGACGUGGGGCUAUGGCAGGCACGCGUGCCCAGGCAGAUAUAUCGCCGAAUUAGCCUUGAAGCUUGUAGUGAUCGAGUUUCUGACGCGCUAUGAGAUUCGGCUACCGGACGGCGUGAAGGAACGGCCAAAGAAUAUAGAGUUUGAGGGUUUGGUUAUCCCAGAUCCCGAAUGGAAAUUGACCAUGAAGAGCCGCUGA
Messenger RNA from Diaporthe amygdali, 1491 nucleotides. RefSeq lists its product as uncharacterized. The record is from RefSeq and is a predicted model, not a curated record. Lineage: Eukaryota; Fungi; Ascomycota; Sordariomycetes; Diaporthales; Diaporthaceae. Gene Ontology annotation, molecular function: heme binding; iron ion binding; oxidoreductase activity, acting on paired donors, with incorporation or reduction of molecular oxygen. The transcript has 8 exons. Bases 1 to 1491 code for a protein of 496 amino acids.